CGAUGACUCUUGGUAAACACGCGUUGGACCAGUUGGACUUGGUUAUCCAAUCGACUCAUAGCACACGCAGAACAUCGCUUAUCACCAUGGUUAUCAUCCAUCCCUCUCCGUCCCAGGUAGUCAGAGCGCAUGCCCCGACACCCGGUCACCGCGCGCCGUCCUGCGCCACCAGCAGUAGUUGAGCGCGCGCGGCAGGCAGGCAGGAACAGCACUCCGCCGUUCCGCUUACCGCCUUUGGGCGAUACCUGCAGUAGGUGGGUGGGCGACUGGGCGACUGGGCGCGAUGUCUCGUGAUACCCGGAUUCCGUAGGGGGGCAUUUCUACCGCGAGCGUCGGCUGGAGGCUUUUCUAACUUCACCCGUGGUCGGGAACACUUUGUUCUGAGGAUACUUCCGCCGGAGCAGUUGUAUGGAGAGGAUGAAGUUCCUCCUCGUAGUGGAGGCUGAGCGCGCGCCAGGGGACACGAUGAAGAGGAAAGUACCGCGCGUGUAACUUGCUGAAAUCGCGCGUGAACCAAGUCUCCUCGAGCGGGUGAUUGAUCGUUUUGUUUCGCGUCACGCGCCGCACAGGGAGCCCACGGUGGAUGAGUGGAGUAUCUGAUGAGCUGAAGGCUGCACUGCGCUUCUGAACAGUGGUCGGCGCGGACGACCAGGGAGAAGACAUGGUAGAUGAGGAUGGCCGCACCUGACCUCCUCGACCCCAAGUCUGCGGUGCACAACGCCAAGCCCCGCCUCUCCUUCUCGGCCCACCCCCUGGUGCUGACCCCGCCCGUGGACGAGUACGACGAGGUGCGCACCGCCGUCAUGAGGUGGAAGACGGUGUCGGCCAUCUUCUUCCUGGUGGUGCUGUACCUCAUCGUGGGGGCCACGGUGUUCCGGGCCCUGGAGCAGCCCCACGAGAGCUCCCAGAAGCUGGCCAUCCUGGCCGAGAAGCUGGAGUUCCUCGACCUGCACGCCUGCGUCAACUCGUCCGAGCUGGAGGACCUGGUGAAGCAAGUGGUCUCUGCAAUACGAGCCGGCGUCAACCCAUCAGGAAAUCCCUCCAAUCAGACCAGCCUAUGGGACCUAAGCUCCUCCUUCUUCUUCGCCGGCACCGUCAUCACCACCAUUGGCUUUGGGAACAUCUCUCCUCACACAGAGGGCGGGAGGAUCUUCUGUAUAAUCUACGCCCUGCUGGGGAUUCCGCUGUUUGGAUUCUUAUUGGCUGGCGUCGGGGAGCAGUUGGGAACCAUCUUCGGAAAGGGCAUCGCCAAAGUAGAGAAGAUGAUUGUGAAGUGGAACGUGAGCCAGAUGAAGAUCCGGGUCUUCUCCACCGUGCUCUUCAUCCUGUUCGGCUGCGUGAUCUUCGUGGCGCUGCCGGCCGUCAUCUUCAAGCACAUCGAGGGCUGGAGCGCGCUGGAGUCCAUCUACUUUGUGGUCAUCACCCUCACCACCAUCGGCUUCGGGGACUUUGUGGCGGGCGAGAAGGGAGGCCUGGAGAACCCAGAGUUCAUGGACUACUACAAGCCGGUGGUGUGGUUCUGGAUCCUGGUGGGCCUGGCCUACUUCGCUGCCGUGCUCAGCAUGAUCGGGGACUGGUUCCGGGUGAUCUCCAAGAAGACCAAGGAGGAGGUGGGCGAGUUCCGGGCGCACGCGGCCGAGUGGACGGCCAACGUGUCGGCCGAGUUCAAGGAGACGCGGCGCCGUCUGAGCGUGGACAUCUACGACAAGUUCCAGCGCGCCGCCUCCAUCAAGCGCAAGCUGUCGUCGGAGCUGGGCAUGAACGCCGUCAACCAGGAGAUGACGCCGGGCAAGCGCACGCUCUCCGUCAACUUCGGUGAGGAGCGGGAACUGUACCCCAACCUGACGCUCUCGUUCACCCCCGCGCCGCUGAGCCGGAACGGCAGCCUGUACCUCAACGGCCUCAGCCCCGACUACGCAGACCGCCGCGAGGUGGCAAUCAUCGAGAACUUCAAGUAACCGUGGCGACGGGACAGGGUGGGACGGGGGGGACGGGGGGGGGUCCCGAGUUGGACGCAUGACGAUUGGAAGAUUGGGAUUGCUGCAGAUUGAGAUCCACACACAAACACCCACAUCAUCUGUGCUUGGUGGAGACACACACACACGCGUGCCGCACGGGUGCACUGAUGGAUAUAGCUGCUGUGAAGGCCGCCGACGCUGCAUUCAUUAGUUCGAUUGACCGGCGGGGAUAUCGAUUGGAAAGGAAUGGAGAAUUGAACAGAUCAAUCAAGACGCUAAGUACAUUCGCGGAUACACAUCACAUGGUUUGAGCCUCUGGCACGCACACACAGACGCACACACACACACACACACACACACACGUCCAUGUAGAGAACAUGAACCGUGGAUGCACUCAGACGCAGUGCCUCCGAGCUUGCGGGGCCGGAGACAUUUAUUUUGUAUCUACUUGGCGGCCAUACCUCUUCUCAAACUCGACGUGGCGUUCUCUGUGCCAGCGCCAAGCAUUCGCCGCGAGACCACUGUGCUUCUUCGGGGAUGACACACAGAGCAAUUUAUUACUAUAUUCUAUUCAUACUAAUAAUGCUAUUACGAUGAUAGAAGUUAGCACUCAUGACCCAAGUUCCAUUAGGGAGAGGACGAUUUCACUGAACCUCCCACCGCGUCGAGCUGUUCACCUUGGGAUGAGUCCCAGCGUGCCUUAGCAAACACCAAGUCUAGGACCGCUGAAGAUUUCUUCUGGUUCAGUAUUAGACGGAGCGACGGCCACGGUCUGUGUGAUGUUUGUGCUGAAUCUUGAUGAUUGAGGAACACAUCGUGAGAAAGCGUGUCGGGGAAUGAAGGCCGGUCGAAAGGAAAACUAUUGAUCAUAUUGAACAUUCUCUAUUUACCUUCCUUCGAAUCUAUUUAAGAGAGUAAUAUAUCAAAUAUAUAUAUACAUAUAUGUAUGAAAAUAUUGAAAUGACGGAAUACAGUCAACAUGCGGGUAAAGUUUCUAGUUAUCAAACUGGAUUCAGCUUGUGCAAUGUUGGAUUGAUUUGUUGAAGCCAUGCCAAUAAUACACAGCGAACGUUUCUGGGGCCAACUGGAUGCCACCUUCAGAGAUCCAUCCGUCAAUAUGUUGUUUAACGAUCAAGAGAACGACCUUCUAAUGGUAAGAUGGUCAUUGAAGGUCUAUGAGUUCAUGAUUACAAAUGGAGAAAAUGUUGAUUCCUUUCAUAAUCUUUGCUUGUGUUAAAAGUGAAUGUAUGUUGUUGGAGAAUCCUCAAUAAGUCUAGUGAUUUUUUUUAAGGUAUUGACCAGCACAAGUUCCAGAGAUCAUGGAAGUGUUUCAUGACCAUUAUUCCUUCUCACUGAGAACUUCAUUCCUACGUUCCUCCGUGGCUGAAGCAAUUGCCAAAUCGGUGCCAAUUUUAAGUUCCAAACCCUUAAUUAUUAUUUAUCAUCGCACUCUUGUAUCCAGCACACAUCAAUUAAAAGACAAACUGUGACAGAUGUGUAUCAAUCAAAAAGUUUAAUAUAUAAUUUGAGUCUAUCGAAAGAGUUUUAUUGUUUUGUUUUUUUCAACUGACUUAAUGCCAAAAUUUGAUGUCGUCUUCAAACGGAUAUUUAUUCAGCUUUUGUCCUUGUCGCCAUUUGUCUAUUUUCAAUGCGUCUAGCGAGUGAAUCGCCGCAAUGUAAGGACAUGUAAUAUGCAAGGAUGUUUUGUAAGGUGGUUGAGUUUACGAUGAUGAUGAUGAUGAUUAACCCAUUUGGACUGACGGUCCUGAAUGUGACGUCUUCACGAUCGACCCAGUGCUUCUGAGACAAGUGGUCCUUACAUUGCCAAAAUACAUCUGACGUUCGCUGUUUACCGUCUGUAGCAUCAUGUAGAGAAACUCUAAACAGGCUUACAACACAGUGAUUAUUUUGUUAUUUUUAUUUUGUUUGAAUCAAGUCUGCUUUCUUUGCACAGGGGUCUGUUAUGCCAAAUGUCAUUAGAUGUUGAUGGAGAGAACACGAACAGUAGAUAAAGUAUGACUUUGGGCUUCAUCUGCUCAGUGGUUUUCCAUGAGGAUCCAGCUUGCCAUUCAGCCCUCCACAUGGCUUAGAUUUCAUGAAUAUUCAUGUCUUCGCGGGAUCUUUGGUCCUUGUGGAUUUUUUCGUGCGCGUGUGUGUGUCUUUGUGUGUGUGUGUGUGCGUGCGUGUUCUUUCUAAGAUGAGCAUUGCGUUGUGUGAAGCCCUAACCCGGACAAUACAUGGACUUUGCCUGCCAUGUCCAGCUCAUGGAAAGCGCCCCAGAGAGAGAGACGGUUCAGCGGGCGAGUCACAAUACACGUGGGCCUUCAUUUCAUUCAUAUCGUUACAUUUUACUUACAACGGGAAACACAAAAAAGCAAUCAGUCACAGGCGGCAGAAAAUGAAUUGAAGACUUGGCCUUGCUUGUUUGCCGCUGCUUUGGAAGGUACACCGAUGUCCUCCCGGACUCCUACGACUCGCCCAUACGAACCCCAGCUUACCCCCAGGCCCCAGGAGAGGACCAUCCUGUUCAUGGGUCUGCUUUUGUGUUUUUGUUGUUGUGAGUUUGAUUGACUUGGCAUGCCGAGGGAGCUGAGGGAGACGAGGCACUGAAGUGCACUUGGUGUGUGUGUGUGUGUGUGUGUGUGUGUGUGUGUGUGUGUGUGUGUGUGUGUGUGUGUGUGUGUG
Molecule: messenger RNA, 4643 nt
Organism: Gadus morhua (Atlantic cod)
Lineage: Eukaryota; Metazoa; Chordata; Actinopteri; Gadiformes; Gadidae
Product: potassium channel subfamily K member 2
Exons: 7
Coding region: 669-1958 (429 amino acids)
Biological process (GO): potassium ion transmembrane transport; stabilization of membrane potential
Cellular component (GO): plasma membrane
Molecular function (GO): potassium ion leak channel activity; outward rectifier potassium channel activity
Source: RefSeq, a predicted model, not a curated record